AUGGCGGUUGGUAGAACUGUGAAGGAUGUUUCUCCUCACGAUUUCGUGAAGGCUUACGCUUCUCACCUCAAGCGAUCUGGAAAGAUCGAGCUUCCUCUGUGGACAGAUAUUGUGAAGACUGGUCGUUUGAAGGAGCUUGCUCCAUACGACCCUGAUUGGUACUACAUUAGAGCUGCUUCAAUGGCUAGGAAGAUUUACUUGAGGGGAGGUCUUGGUGUUGGUGCUUUCCGAAGAAUCUAUGGCGGUAGCAAAAGAAACGGAAGCCGACCACCACAUUUCUGUAAGAGUAGUGGUGGUAUUGCUCGCCAUAUUCUCCAACAGUUGGAGACAAUGAGCAUUGUCGAGCUCGACACAAAAGGAGGAAGAAAAAUCACGUCAAGUGGUCAACGGGAUUUGGAUCAGGUUGCUGGGCGUAUUGCUGCUGCUGAAUCAUGA
Arabis nemorensis is the source of this 435-nucleotide messenger RNA. The record is from the annotation of a GenBank genome assembly. Lineage: Eukaryota; Viridiplantae; Streptophyta; Magnoliopsida; Brassicales; Brassicaceae.